Messenger RNA from Hirundo rustica (Barn swallow), 2224 nucleotides. It is a transcript of the gene RNF207, whose product is annotated as ring finger protein 207. The record is from RefSeq and is a predicted model, not a curated record. Gene Ontology annotation, cellular component: perinuclear region of cytoplasm. The transcript has 18 exons. The coding region runs from base 100 to 2022 and encodes 640 amino acids. Gene Ontology annotation, biological process: regulation of heart looping; regulation of cardiac muscle contraction. Gene Ontology annotation, molecular function: zinc ion binding; Hsp70 protein binding; transmembrane transporter binding. NCBI's taxonomy places the organism in Eukaryota, Metazoa, Chordata, Aves, Passeriformes, Hirundinidae.
GCCGGGCCCUGCCGCCUCGGCAUCGCUCUCAUUCCUGCCGGCACACGGUGAGCAGCAGCACAGCUCGGCUCGGAUCCCCCGACUUACAGACAGGGAGAGAUGGCAGGUAGCAUUUUCUCCCCACUGGGGAGCUGCUCGGAGCUGGAGAAGGCCAACUGCCACCCGCUGGUGUGCCUGCUCUGCCACGAGCCCUACCAGCACCCCUGCCUGCUCGACUGCUACCACAACUUCUGUGCCAGCUGCCUGCGAGGCCGUGCCAGCGACGGCCGCCUGCGAUGCCCCCUCUGCGGGCACCCCUCAGUGGUGAGGGGAGGCACGGGGCUGCCCCCCGUGGACCGGCUCCUGCAGUUCCUGGUGGACAGCUCAGCCGACAGCGAGGAGGAUGUGCAGUGCGCCAACUGUGACCGGUGCUGCACCAAGGCGGAGCUGGACACCAUGUACUUCUGCAACACCUGUGGGCAGCCCCUCUGUGCCCCAUGCCGCGAGGAGACCCACCGUGCCAGGAUGUUUGCCCGCCACGAGAUCGUCUCCCUCUCCAAGCGCACCAAAGACAUCCACAAGAAGUGCCCACUGCACGAGGAGCCCUACAUCAUGUUCUCCACCGAGAAGAAGUCCAUGCUCUGCAUCAACUGCUUCAGGGAUAUGCAAGGGGAGAGCCGGGCACACUGCAUCGACAUUGAGACGGCGUACAUGCAGGGCUGCCAGCGGCUGGACCAGGCAGUGAUGGCUGUGAAGGAACUGCAGACCUCCACGCGCGAGGCCAUUGUCCUGCUCAAGGCCAUGAUCGAGGAGGUUCGCAACAGUGCCAGCGAGGAGGAGGCGGCCAUCAACUCCCUCUUCAGCCGCAUGCAGGAGCAGCUCUCCGAGAGGAAAAAGACGCUCCUGAAAGCUGUGCAGAGCCAGCACGAGGAAAAGGAGAAGGCAUUCAAGGAGCAGCUGGCCCACCUUGCCUCCCUGCUGCCCACUCUGCAGGUCCACCUGGUGACCUGCUCGGCGUUCCUGAGCUCUGCCAACAAAGCCGAGUUCCUGGACCUGGGCUAUCAACUGAUGGAGAGGCUGCAAAGGAUCGUCAAGCUGCCACACCGCCUGCGGCCGGCCCAGACCAGCAAGAUCAACAGCGAGUAUCAGGCAGAGUUCGCCCGCUGCCUGGAGCCCCUCCUGAUGCUCAGCCCCCGCCGCUCCAUGGUGGGCAGCGCUGGUGGCAUCGGUCCUGGCAUCACUGGCACAAACAUGCUCCCCGGUGGCCAAUGCUCCAAGACCCUCAUGGUGCCCAGCUGCCCCCCCACCAGUGACAAAAUGUCCACAGGCCCCAUGAUGAAGAAGCCAACGAUGCACCGGUACAUCAGCACCAAGGUGCUGCUGGCCGAGGGGCGUGAGACCCCCUUCGCCGAGCACUGCCGCAACUACGAGAACACCUACCGGAUGCUGCAGACUGAAAUCCAGGGCCUGAAGGACCAGGUGCAGGAGCUGCACCGUGACCUCACCAAGCACCACUCACUCAUCAAGUCGGAGAUCAUGAGCGAGAUCCUGCAGAAGUCGCUGCAGAUGGACGUGCAGAUCGCAGCUCACUACUCCGCCGUGGAGAUGAUGCGCAGCGUCUUCGAGGAGGUUUGGGAGGAGACCUACCAGCGGGUAGCAAAUGAGCAGGAGAUCUAUGAAGCCCAGCUCCAUGACCUGCUGCAGCUGCGGCAGGAGAACAGCUGCCUGAGCACCAUCACCAAGCAGAUCGCGCCCUACGUCCGCUCCAUCGCCAAAGUGAAGGAGCGGCUGGAGCCCAGGCUGCAGGAGCCCCAGGAGCCCAAAGAAGAACAGGCCCAGAUGCUGCUCAAGAUCUGUGACAACAAUGAAGUGGAGCCAAGGGAUGCCUCACCUGGCAGCAACAAGGGGGCUUCAGCCAGCCCCAGGGAGGGCUUCAUGCCAAAGGACACUUCUGGAGACCCUUCCCCAAAAAGCAAAGACUGCUGCAGAGGCCAGCAGAAGAGCGGAGCAGAGAGUGCUACCCCGAAAGAGCUGGUACCCUAGAGCCUUGUGCUGGGCAUGUGGUAGAGCCGCUGGGCAGAGCUGUGCCCCGGUCACUGACCAGCUCCUCUUGCCCAGUGCCACAAGCCAGGGUAGGAAACAGCCCAGGCAGCCAUGUCUGCAGCACAUACAAAGGCCUCAGGUGGACUUUCUUCUGAAAAACUGUUUGUGCUCUCCUUUGCAUGUGUCAGAGUGAAAUAAAAGG